This is a messenger RNA of Tupaia belangeri chinensis (Chinese tree shrew), 2323 nucleotides long. It is a transcript of the gene TM9SF4, whose product is annotated as transmembrane 9 superfamily member 4. Gene Ontology annotation, biological process: protein localization to membrane. The transcript has 18 exons. Gene Ontology annotation, cellular component: membrane. Lineage: Eukaryota; Metazoa; Chordata; Mammalia; Scandentia; Tupaiidae. Bases 23 to 2002 code for a protein of 659 amino acids. The record is from RefSeq and is a predicted model, not a curated record.
UCCUUAGGGAUAAAAGCUCAUUAUGAUGAAUCUCCAGGAUGAAGCUUGUGUGUGGAUGAGGGUGAAGGCAAAAGAGCUGUGCUUGAAGGAUUGGUUGCCGUGGUCCCUGCUGCUUCUCUCUCUCACACGUGAAACAAACACUUUCUAUGUUCCUGGGGUUGCACCAAUCAACUUCCACCAGAACGACCCUGUAGAAAUCAAGGCUGUGAAGCUCACCAGCUCUCGAACCCAGCUACCUUAUGAAUACUACUCACUGCCUUUCUGCCAGCCCAGCAAAAUAACCUACAAGGCAGAGAAUCUGGGAGAGGUGCUGAGAGGGGACCGGAUUGUCAACACCCCUUUCCAGGUUCUCAUGAACAGCGAGAAGAAGUGUGAAGUUCUGUGCAGCCAAUCCAACAAGCCUGUGACCCUGACAAAGGAACAGAGCCGGCUUGUGGCCGAGCGGAUCACAGAGGACUACUAUGUCCACCUCAUUGCUGACAACCUGCCAGUGGCCACCCGGCUGGAGCUCUACUCCAACCGCGACGGCGAUGACAAGAAGAAGGAAAAAGAUGUGCAGUUUGAACAUGGCUACCGACUCGGCUUCACAGAUGUCAACAAGAUCUACCUACAUAAUCACCUCUCAUUCAUCCUUUACUACCACCGGGAAGACAUGGAAGAGGACCAGGAGCACACAUACCGUGUCGUCCGCUUCGAGGUGAUUCCCCAGAGCAUCAGGCUGGAGGACCUCAAAGCAGAUGAGAAGAGUUCAUGCACCCUGCCCGAGGGUGCCAACUCCUCACCCCAGGAGAUCGACCCCACCAAGGAAAAUCAACUGUACUUUACCUACUCUGUACACUGGGAGGAAAGUGACAUUAAAUGGGCAUCUCGCUGGGACACUUACCUGACCAUGAGCGACGUGCAGAUCCAUUGGUUUUCUAUCAUUAACUCUGUCGUGGUGGUCUUCUUCCUGUCAGGCAUCCUGAGCAUGAUUAUCAUUCGGACCCUCCGGAAGGACAUUGCCAACUAUAACAAGGAGGACGACAUUGAAGACACCAUGGAGGAGUCUGGAUGGAAGCUGGUGCACGGUGAUGUCUUCAGACCACCACAGUACCCCAUGAUUCUCAGUUCCCUGCUGGGCUCAGGCAUUCAGCUCUUCUGUAUGAUCCUCAUUGUCAUCUUUGUGGCUAUGCUUGGGAUGCUGUCACCCUCCAGCCGGGGAGCUCUCAUGACCACGGCCUGCUUCCUCUUCAUGUUCAUGGGGGUGUUUGGUGGAUUUUCUGCUGGCCGUCUGUACCGCACUCUGAAAGGCCACCGGUGGAAAAAAGGAGCCUUCUGUACGGCAACGCUGUACCCUGGAGUGGUUUUCGGCAUCUGUUUUGUAUUGAAUUGCUUCAUCUGGGGAAAGCAUUCAUCAGGAGCGGUGCCCUUUCCCACCAUGGUGGCUCUGCUAUGCAUGUGGUUCGGGAUCUCCCUGCCCCUGGUCUACUUGGGCUACUAUUUUGGCUUCCGCAAGCAGCCAUACGACAACCCUGUGCGCACCAACCAGAUUCCCCGGCAGAUCCCCGAACAGCGGUGGUACAUGAAUCGAUUUGUGGGCAUCCUCAUGGCUGGGAUCCUGCCCUUCGGCGCCAUGUUCAUCGAGCUCUUCUUCAUCUUCAGUGCAAUCUGGGAGAACCAGUUCUAUUACCUCUUUGGCUUCCUGUUCCUCGUUUUCAUCAUCCUCGUGGUAUCCUGCUCACAGAUCAGCAUCGUCAUGGUGUACUUCCAGCUCUGUGCAGAGGAUUACCGCUGGUGGUGGAGGAACUUCCUAGUCUCCGGGGGAUCUGCAUUCUAUGUCCUCGUCUAUGCCAUCUUUUAUUUUGUCAACAAGCUGGACAUCGUCGAGUUCAUCCCCUCCCUCCUCUACUUCGGCUACACGGCACUCAUGGUCCUGUCCUUCUGGCUGCUCACGGGCACCAUCGGCUUCUAUGCAGCCUACAUGUUUGUCCGCAAGAUCUACGCCGCCGUGAAGAUAGACUGAUCGGGUGGACCAAGGCCAGGCCCACACCAUCCUCAGACAAAAGUCACCCUGCGUGGGGAACUGCAGGCACGCAAAUAAAAAACUCCUGCUCGUUUGGAAUGUAACUCCUGGCACAGUGUUCCUGGAUCUCGGGGCUGCGUGGGGGGCGGGAGGGCCUGUAGAUAAAUCUUGCAUUUUUCUUCAUCUUAUUCCAGUUCUGUGGGGGAUGAGUUUUUUGUGUGUUUUGUUUGUUUUUUGUUUUGUUUUGUUUUGUUUUGUUUUUCCAGUACUAAGAAUGUUCUAUCCAGCAGGAACACUUUGACCUGUUUAUUCAGGUUUUAU